Messenger RNA from Cygnus atratus (black swan), 2750 nucleotides. RefSeq names its product SH3 domain binding protein 5 (gene SH3BP5). The record is from RefSeq and is a predicted model, not a curated record. The coding region runs from base 192 to 1499 and encodes 435 amino acids. Gene Ontology annotation, cellular component: cytoplasm. NCBI's taxonomy places the organism in Eukaryota, Metazoa, Chordata, Aves, Anseriformes, Anatidae. The transcript is spliced from 9 exons. Gene Ontology annotation, molecular function: protein kinase inhibitor activity. Gene Ontology annotation, biological process: negative regulation of protein tyrosine kinase activity; intracellular signal transduction.
GGAGGAGGGAAGGGAAGAAGGAAGGAAGCCAGCCCGCAGUUCCUCCUCGCGGGGCGAGCGCACAAAGAGCCGGGGGCUGCGGCCGGGGAGGGGUUUCCCGGAGGCGGGGCCGGGCCGAGGCGGCCCCGGCGGUGGUGGCCGUGUCGCUGUCCGUGUCGUCGCUGUCGGUGUCGCCGCCGGUUGCUGCCGCCAUGGAGCCGGGGUCCAGGCGCGGUCGCAGUGCCGCCGAGGAGGGCCCGCGGCCCGAGGAGGAGGAAGAGGAGGAGGAGGAGGAGGAGGAAGAAGAGGUGGACCCCCGCAUCCAGGGCGAGCUGGAAAAAUUGAAUCAAUCUACAGAUGAUAUCAAUCGGAGAGAGACGGAACUGGAGGAUGCACGCCAGAAGUUCCGCUCCGUGCUGGUCGAAGCAACGGUAAAACUGGAUGAACUGGUAAAGAAGAUUGGGAAAGCUGUAGAAGACUCUAAACCUUACUGGGAAGCUCGGAGGGUGGCCAGGCAGGCACAGCUGGAAGCUCAGAGAGCGACUCAGGAUUUUCAGAGGGCUACUGAAGUGCUGCGUGCUGCAAAGGAGACCAUUUCACUUGCUGAGCAGAGGCUACUGGAGGAUGACAAACGUCAGUUUGACUCUGCCUGGCAAGAGAUGCUCAACCAUGCUACUCAGAGGGUCAUGGAGGCGGAACAAACCAAAACGAGAAGUGAAUUGGUUCACAAGGAGACUGCAGCCAAAUACAACGCCGCCAUGGGAAGGAUGAAACAGCUGGAGAAGAAGCUGAAAAGAGCCAUCAAUAAAUCAAAACCUUAUUUUGAACUCAAGGCGAAGUACUAUGUCCAGCUAGAGCAACUGAAGAAAACAGUGGAUGACCUGCAGGCAAAACUCUCCCUGGCAAAGGGAGAGUAUAAGACUGCCUUGAAAAACCUGGAGAUGAUCUCAGAUGAGAUUCAUGAGAGGAGACGGUCCACUGCCAUGGGGCCCCGGGGAUGUGGUGUGGGUGCUGAAGGAAGCAAUACCUCUGUGGAAGACCUGUCAGCAAGUAAACUGGAGUCAGACAGUGUCUCAAUGGCUUCUGAAGUGUUUGAGGAUGACAAUGGCAGCAGCUUUGUAUCCGAAGAAGACUCAGAAACUCAGUCGGUGUCCAGCUUCAGCUCCGGUCCUACGAGCCCCUGUGAGGUGCCCACUCAGUUUCCUCCCGCAACGCGACCUGGAAGCCUGGAUCUGCCCAGCCCUGUGUCCCUCUCUGAGUUUGGGAUGAUCUUCCCUGUCCUCGGCCCCCGAAGCGAAUGCAGCGGUGCAUCGUCCCCCGAAUGUGAAGCUGAAAGAGGGGAUAGGGCAGAAGGGGCUGAGAACAAGACAAGCGACAGAGUGAACAAGAAUAGGAGCAACAACAGGAGCAGCUCCACUGAGGGGCUGGCUUUGGAUAACCGAAUGAAGCAGCUCUCCCUUCAGUGCAUGAAAAUCAAAGAGGGAAUAUGCGCAGGCAGAAAAGCUGCCCAGAUUGGCUGAGUCCUCCUUGUGCCCUGUCCUGAUUAAUGGGAGUAUAAAUAUUUAUACAUGAACUUCUGAGUGUUUGAAGAACAUUGUGCCAAUAAUAUAUGCCAAAUCUUAAGCGUUUACUCUAAGAAUUUGAAACUGCACUAAGAAGUCUAAUUGAUGUUGAGGGCUGAAGUUUUUAUUCAGUAAAUCCUUUGUAGGCCAGACAAGUUAUCAAAUGGUAAGCUGUGCCCCUAUUUCACAGACUUUGUAAAUUGUUUUGUAGCAGCCUGGCUGAAGCAAUAACUAGCAAUGUUCCUGUGUAAAUUCAUGCCAGUAGGGGGGCUGAAAUUCAAGCCAGACAUUUGCAGAGAGCAGUUUGGCUUCAGUUUUGUAGAAUGAAAUGCUCUUUAGAUACAGUGGAUCUCUUGAGUAUAAGUGGCAUAUUCUUUAAACAUCUGUAUUUGUCUGUAUUAUGCUGAAGCUGUAGAAAUAUUUUGUGUACAGGAAAGCUGCAUGUGUGGGUCUAAAAGCCUUCACUCUUCCCUUGGUGCUCACAGAAAGGAUAAAGAUUAGUCAUGCCUAUAAAAACUGGCGUAAGAGACAGAAACAGGAUGGUAAUGCUCAGCAGUGAUAGGCCCCUUCUAGCCACCUUCCUGAGUCUGGCUUGGACUCUAAGCGUGAUCCAGUGACCAAAAGAGUAGAUUGGCCCCUUGCCCUUCCCCUCCCCUGAGAAGUGAAGUAUUAUUUUCAGCACUUUAAGUGUUAUUGCUCGAAAAUGGGAGUGAUAGAUGUUUUCGGGACAGUUAUGAUACGGGGUUCAUCCUUAAAAUAUGCAUGAAGAAAAAGAAUUGCCAGUGUAGAUUGACAACGUGUUCUUAAAUUUCUCCGUAGGUUGUACUGUGUGGGGUUUUAUAACUGUUAAAAGGACUUGAGGUUUUAGUAUGCCCUAGAGAAAGUGUUCAAUAAAACUAGAAAGGGCACAGGCAUGUUUUGCCAGCAGCUGUUAGGCAGUAGUAGUGUCUGGUAAUUAUGCUAAUAAGUAGUAGUAAAAAUCCUAGGACUCUUCAGUUUUGGUGGCUAAGCAUUUCUGAAAGCACCAUUUUAUCUAAAAUGUCAGUUUCUAUUGUUAAUUUGAUGGGAAUUUUAGUAUUGCCCGAAGUAUUUUCUAUUCUAUGUUUUUGCAGUCCUGUUGUAUUUUGUCCUUGCCACAGCUUGUGUAUCUAUUCUCAAAGUUAAUGUAAAAUUCUUCACACUACAGUAAACAUUUUUGUUUUCCACAUU